AGGGAGGUUAAGAUCUUGGCAUUGGAAAAGAAAGGUUUGUUUUGGUAUUGUUAGGAAUAUGUGUCACUGAAUAUCACAAUUUCACCUGUUCUACAGGUCCAGCCAUAGUAAUGUGUGUUAAUAUAAGUGUAUUUAUUUUCUGAACACCAACACAAUAACAAAAACCACAGUUUUGCAAAUUAUGACUGGAGUUAGAACUGGACAAAGGGCUUCUCAAGGUGUGUACACCUGGCCCUCCCACCAGGAUGUAUUCAUCUGUGUGACUGAAGAUGGCCACUGCAUUUCUAAUAAUGAGAUUCUAUAGAGGGGGGCUGUGUCAAAAGGAAGGUUUAAUACAUUUAUGAUGUGUUGCUUAUUUCUUGCAUUUUCUUAAACAAAGGAAAACGAAAAAAAAUGUUAGGGGGAAACAUGUUGAGGGGGGAGCUUUCUUUCUUAACCCCGGGUCCCCCUAGUGAACUAACCCCCCAUGAUGUGAACAUCUCUAUAUAUUUCAGCGGUAUAUAUGGCUGAACUAUUGGCCUUCUUUUACAGAACCUACUCAUUGUUACCUUUUCUACACCAGGAACUUCAAAAUAAAAAGCUCCUACGUGUGAAUGGAGGGGGGAAUUUAUGGCAAUAUUGUCGGAAAGUAAUUUAAAUCUGGGUGAAUUAGAUACAUGACUACUACGACUUUUAGGCUGAUGGGAAACCAACGUAGGCAGCCUUUAACAAAACAACGGAUCAAUCUGGUGGACACAUAUUUGUAAAGGCGCACACGACCCAAAAUGUUGAUAAGGGAGAACACGUCCACGAUAUCAUGAAGACAGGACUCGCAGACAUCAAUCUUGGCUCCCUUCAACAUAGAACAGGAUGGCCAAGAGUGAACCAGAGGAGAUGAUAGAGAUCGAGAUCGAUGAACGGGAGAAGCAGGCAUGCCUGGAGGAAGGUGUUGAGGAGCACACCAUCACAGCAUCAGAUUUGAUUCAACAAGAUAUCGACAUUAAUGAGCCCAUUGGCAAUUUGAAGAAGCUGUUGGAGCCCCGCAUCCAAAUCUCACUGGAUGCAUAUGACAUCUGCUUGCAGGACAUUCAGCUUCACCCUGAUCACAGCCUCUUCGAUCAGGGAGUAAAGACAGAUGGCACAGUGCAGCUCAGCCUGCAGAUUAUAACCAAACCAGGGGAGGAGAAGUUGAACAUUUUGGAAAUAGUGAAGCCGGUAGAAACAGUGGAGGUGGUGAUUGAUCCAGAUGCAGCAGGAGAGGAGGGAGCUCUGGUGGAGGAGGGUCAUCUCAUUGCUGUGGACCGAUCUGGCCUAUCGGAUGAGACGUCAGAGCAGGUCACACGCUGGGCUGCAGCACUUGAAGGCUACCGCAAGGAGCAGGUUCGCCUUGGCAUACCAUAUGACCCUGUGCUCUGGAGCGCUGACCAGGUGAUCCACUGGGCAGUGUGGGUGAUGAAGGAGUUCAACAUCGAUGAGAUGGAAAUAGGAAGCAUUCACAUCCCAGGCCGGGAUCUCUGCGGGUUUAGCCAGGAAGAGUUCCUUCAGAAAGUGCCCAAUGGAGAGAUCCUCUGGAGUCACCUGGAACUCCUACGCAAAUAUGUGUUGGCAAGCCAGGACCAGUCAGGAGGGGACGCUACAGUCACCAUUGAUCAACCUGUGCAGAUAAUCCCAGCUCAAGUGAGCACACCCACUGCCAUAAAAGUUUUGAAGCAGAGCCGAGGACCCAGAGCUCCUCGUAUUUCAGGAGGAGAGGAGCGCAGCUCACCUGGCAACCGCACAGGCAACAACGGUCAGAUCCAGUUGUGGCAGUUCCUGCUGGAGCUGCUGACCGACAAGGAUGCAAGAGACUGUAUCUCCUGGGUGGGCGAGGAGGGCGAGUUCAAACUCAACCAGCCAGAGCUUGUGGCGCAGAAAUGGGGCCAGCGCAAGAACAAGCCCACUAUGAACUAUGAGAAACUCAGCAGAGCCCUCAGGUAUUAUUACGACGGGGACAUGAUCAGCAAGGUGCAGGGCAAACGCUUCGUCUACAAGUUUGUGUGCGACCUGAGGACUCUGAUUGGCUACAGUGCUGCUGAGCUCAACAACCUGGUGACCGAGUGUGAACAGAAGAAACUGACCCGCAUGCAGAUGCACGGCAUCGGUCAGCCCAUCACUACAGUGACCCUGGCCACCACGACACUAGACAAAGACAGUUAAAGGAUGUUUCAUGACAGUGCUCUCCUCCGAUGAUUGGAAAUCAAAAUCAAGUUUCUUCUGUUUUUGACACAGCUGUGUUCAGGAGGCACGAGAAUGCAAGGCUUAUCCCCCAACAGUGCGGAUAAUCAGCUUGCUUAUUAUCUUUACAGUGUGAUGGAGGCAGGUGAAAACUUUUCUUAGCUUUUCUUCAACGCCAACCAAGAGAAGCUUGUUCAUGAUGAGUGGAUGGAUGUCUGUUGUGUGCAAGUGACUGGAUGCUUGAAUGUGUGACUGAGAACCCGGCUUUGAACUAUGUGUAAUUUGUUCCUUGUCUGUAGUUUAGGAUGUUUUCCACUGUAUAUACCGGUACUUCAUGUUUUUGAUAGACACAAGGACAAGUGUAUUUUCAUAUUUCCCAUUUAUAGAGGCCAUGUUUUGUAUUUUAUUUAGCAUUUGUCCCCUUAAUUGUUGGACCUUUUUUGUCCACUAGGGGGAAUAAAGUGGCAAGCCUUUUUCUUAA
Acanthopagrus latus (yellowfin seabream) is the source of this 2674-nucleotide messenger RNA. RefSeq names its product GA binding protein transcription factor subunit alpha (gene gabpa). The record is from RefSeq and is a predicted model, not a curated record. The transcript is spliced from 10 exons. The coding region runs from base 850 to 2175 and encodes 441 amino acids. Lineage: Eukaryota; Metazoa; Chordata; Actinopteri; Spariformes; Sparidae. Gene Ontology annotation, molecular function: DNA-binding transcription factor activity, RNA polymerase II-specific; sequence-specific DNA binding. Gene Ontology annotation, cellular component: nucleus. Gene Ontology annotation, biological process: regulation of transcription by RNA polymerase II; cell differentiation.